AAGCACAAUAAAACAAAAUUUCAAGGCUACAAAAGUACAAAGUACAAAUUAGGUUCAAAACUGUCUUAAAAUGUCUACAAGUAACGAAACCCCGUUGCCACCACUACUAGCACCCGUCGCCACCAAUCAACCACCGACGAUUCAGCCAUCAUUGAAGCCAUCAAGCAGCAAGCUAAUCCAGAUUUCAGUCCUUAAAAAGGCUGGUGCAGAAUUUGUGGGAACAUUCAUAUUGGUAUUUGCAGCAGCAGCAGGCCCAAUAGUAGACCAAAAAUUCAGUGGAAUCGAAACAUUAAUAGGAAAUGCAGCAUGCUCUGGGCUUGCAGUUUUGAUACUAGUCCUAUCAAUAGGCCACAUUUCUAAGGCCCAUCUUAACCCAGCUGUAACACUAGCUUAUGCAGCCCUUGGACAUUUUCCUUGGGCCCAAGUACCCAUUUUUAUUUUGGCUGAAAUUCUUGGUUCUAUCUUUGCUUCUUUCUUGCUUAAGGCUGCUUAUCACCCUUUUAUGUCUGGUGGUGUUACCAUGCCUUCUGUUACUGUUGGACAAGCUUUUUUGUUGGAGUUUGUCGCUACUUUUAUCCUCAUGUUUGUUAUUAUUGCUGUCGCGACUGACCAUACGGCUGUGGGCGACUUAGCAGGUGUUGCAAUUGGUGGUGCUGUCAUGCUUGACAUACUCAUUAUAGGGCCAAUGACAGGUGCAUCGAUGAACCCGGCCAGGACACUAGGACCGGCCAUAGCAACAGGAAGGUAUCGUGGAAUAUGGAUAUACAUGGUGGCUCCACCCUUGGGUGCUGUUGUUGGUGCAGCUGUUUAUGCACUUAUCAAGCUUCGAGAUGAAACAGGGGAAGGGUCCUCAUCAUCAUUCGGAGAAGCAACCAACAUAGCGGAAUCUGAGCCCAUCGCCGCUUCCUUGGCCAUGCCUGCCUCUUCAAGAGUAAGCAUGGAGCGAGCUUGGCAGAAAGGCGAAAGAGGGUCACUCUGUCGAAUCAGCAUACCCACCCCACGGUACGCGGCCAAUGAGAGGUGCGUUGAUGAACCUGGCUAG
Molecule: messenger RNA, 1042 nt
Organism: Chenopodium quinoa (quinoa)
Lineage: Eukaryota; Viridiplantae; Streptophyta; Magnoliopsida; Caryophyllales; Amaranthaceae
Product: probable aquaporin NIP5-1
Exons: 6
Coding region: 71-1042 (323 amino acids)
Biological process (GO): transmembrane transport
Cellular component (GO): membrane
Molecular function (GO): channel activity
Source: RefSeq, a predicted model, not a curated record